Messenger RNA from Sclerotinia borealis F-4128, 2409 nucleotides. NCBI's taxonomy places the organism in Eukaryota, Fungi, Ascomycota, Leotiomycetes, Helotiales, Sclerotiniaceae. The record is from the annotation of a GenBank genome assembly.
AUGGUCGAGCAAGACACAACCCAAGCUUUGAACGCAAUGAUGGAAGGCACACUACUCGACGAUACCGAUGCCUUAGGAUCCGAGAUCGAUGAUAUCCUGUCAACUGACCAGUCCUUACGUCGUCUCAACAACGAGUCGAAGAAUCACAGCAAUUCACAAGCUAUUGCACAGUCACCACCCAUGGCGAGCUCGACACUCUCUCGCGCUCUAAAGGCAACCUCCGGCAGUGAAAUUCUCCGAAUGCUCAGCGCUUUCCAAAGAGCGCAGAUACAGCAAAUAUUCCUCGAUUCAUCCAAGACUGUUUCUGCCUGCCCAUUCUUGGACAUAUUCCCAUCAGAGCUCCGCAACAAAAUAUAUGGUUAUCUCCUGGUAAAUCCAGAGCUCGGCAAAGCUUCCUCUAUCUACGAAGAGUGUACACCAAUACUGUACGGGCGAAAUGAUUUCCUUAUUGAAUGCGUUGAGUUUGGUAUGAGUCCGUUCAAUGAAACACGUACAAAAAUUAACAUCUCGCCACUGACACGAUACUUGCACGACAAGGAAGUCACAAAACAACACGAGCGCCCUUUGCUUGACGACAUAGUCAUACUUAAGCAUGUCAAGCACUGGGAGCGGCGAAAAGACUUCAUCGACAUCAUUCGAUCCGCAUAUGGUUUUCGGCAUUUGGUAUUUCGCAUGGUAUUGGAGCUAGCCACGAAGAUCGCCAUUCGAAAGCAAAAGCUUCUGUUUACUACUCGCUACGAGGCUCUCCCACGAGAACAAGCCAUGAAGCUGUGCGAAAUGGCAUACGAGAAGCAAUGGUGGAAUCGUUUUGUGCACUACUACAAGGAAGCUGUGGAUGACAUGGACACCCAGUACCUUGCAAUCAGAGACGCUCGGAAGAAGCUGUAUGCAUGGGGCCUGGCGUCGACCGUUCGCGAAGUUGAUGUCAAGCCCAUGCUUUGCGACGAAAUGGUUGACUGGGACGUGUGGGAGCCAGAUCUGCGCAUCAAUGAGUUUGAUCACGAGUAUCGGUACUAUCCCGAAGAUGAUCAAGAUAGCGAUCACGAGGGCUCUGUUGAAGGGUCUGAGGUCCUUUACUUUCGACAGAAGUAUUCCCUCAGCAUGAUUCAUACCGAAAUCUCAUCUGCCAAAGGACCUCCGAUUAUGGAAAGAAUCAAUGAACAAGUCUCAACAGUCAUUACGCAUUUGUCUACCCCCCAGCGUGGUAGCACUUUAUCGACAGCUCGGCCAAACUCAACACUGAAGGGCGUUCCGCUCAAAUUGCGAAGACAUAUUUGGAAAUACCUUUUGCUCAACCCUGAUCUCGGAGACGUCCAGUCAGUCCAAGGGAAGGAUGGUUAUGGUUUGGGAACCAAAUAUGGACUCGCACCUAUCAUUCUAUGCGGCGAGAUCAAUUACCAUUCUUUCCUAAGUAUGGUGAAAAACGUAAAGCAUUGGAAGAUACUUUUCUCUGCAAAUGGGAAACUAGAAGAUUCCACCGUUGUUAGCUUUUGUCGCUCUAUAUGCCACAGCCAAGUCAAAUCAAUCGAGGUUAUGAUUAUUCCUUAUGAAGUUGGAUAUCAUCAUUUCGAUACCGACUCGGAAGAAUUUUCCCAAAUGCCAAACGCUAGGCAAAUGCAGUGUGGGAUUUCUCCAUUUCAUAUUCUUCGGAACAUUGAAAAGGUUAUCAUUCGCGAAGCAGACUUGAAUGAGAUGCCCGACCUUUUUAACUGCGAGAAGGACUAUGAUCGCCAUCGACGGAGUAUGCUAUUGCCAGAUCCAACAUAUCAUUCGGAACCUGUCGCAUUACUCCAAAGCAACACAGAAGUGGAGCUAUUUCACGAAAUUUACGACUCUUUUCGCAGAUACGCUCAGGCUUUUGAACGAAUCACUAGGUUCAGAAGAGAAAUGAAGUGCCCACCGUUUGAUUUCAAUUUCAAUUGGGAAAAUCCCUUUCGCUACAAUGCCAAAUAUCAUCCUGUAGAGGAGGCUCUUUGCAAGGCUACCCUUAUGAUCCAUCAUGAUGAACCAAAAUUGAAAAGUGGAAAUAUGGCUGAGUUGAAAAGCCUUCAGUCAAACGCUCUCAGGUUUCUCGAACGCCAACUAAAAGAGUCUUAUCAAAAGGAGUUCGAAAACCUCCAGCGGGAAGUUGCCUUGAGAAAAUGCACGGAGGCUUACACGAAUGGCAACCACGAAAGCUUUCUCAAGUACUUCAAACUUGCAGUUGAUGAUAUGGAUGCCCAAUAUCUGGAGAUACGACAAGCUAGAAAGGGGCUCUUUCAAUGGGAUCUGCAGAGGCCAGGAGAAACAACUGAGAUUGAUGUUAUGCCUUACAGAUGCGAUGAAAGAAUCGAGUGGGAUAAGUUUGAACCAGACAUGAACUUAAAACGCCCCGCUGAAGAUGAUACUACAAAUUUGAGUUCUUCGUGA